This is a messenger RNA of Anguilla anguilla (European eel), 6382 nucleotides long. It is a transcript of the gene dyrk1aa, whose product is annotated as dual-specificity tyrosine-(Y)-phosphorylation regulated kinase 1A, a. The coding region runs from base 846 to 3143 and encodes 765 amino acids. The record is from RefSeq and is a predicted model, not a curated record. Gene Ontology annotation, cellular component: nucleus. Gene Ontology annotation, biological process: protein autophosphorylation; peptidyl-threonine phosphorylation; positive regulation of DNA-templated transcription. Lineage: Eukaryota; Metazoa; Chordata; Actinopteri; Anguilliformes; Anguillidae. Gene Ontology annotation, molecular function: ATP binding; protein serine/threonine kinase activity; transcription coactivator activity. The transcript is spliced from 14 exons.
GUAACAUUCUCAGUCAGCCACCAUUUUGUUAGCUGCUUUUUCUUUUUUCAAAUAAUUUAGCUUCCCGCCUGAAUAAUGAAUUUACUUUUUCUUAGUAAUGGCAAUAAUGUUAAAACCAACGCGUCGACAGGAUCGGGUUAAGAAAAUCGAGGUUUUACGACAGAACGCGGUGGAUAUUUUUAGGCGGCGCCAAGCGUAGUGGCUGUCCGUGUCUCUAUGGUCUGCCGGGCCGGUUCGCUGCGCAGGUUUGGAACGCGCGCCAUUUUGUGAAAUUUACAAAAAAUCCUGUCCAGGGAAACAAGGUAUAUAACUAUAAGGCUUAUUAUCAAAAAUCUGUUUUGGAGGCUGUAUAUUAUUGGAGACCGGAGUCGCCGAGAGUUAAAAAAUUGUGUGGUUACAUCUGAAUGUAUGUUUCUUCAGGCUUAGAUCGAAUAACUUUGUGUUUAGCCAGCUAGCUGGCUAGUUGACGGAGAGGCGCUGUUGAUUUGGAAACUGAAUUGACACCGAGUCAGAGGAGUGAGGGUUGUUGGUUGGGAAAUCUGGGGGGCUCCUUGGAGAAGAGAAGCUGGAUCCCUUACUUCGACCUACGGGUUCCAGGACUUUAAAUGAAGAUCGUUUUUUACAAAUAGAAAAAGUGAAACAUACCGACACAGAUCCACACCAAUGAUUGUGCUGGCUAUAGACAAACUAGAGCACCCAACAGUGAGAGACUCUGUUGUAAAGGAAGGGGUAUUUUCACCCGGAAACCACUUGCAAGUUGGCUUAGUGGGUUGUGGUUUGCUGCUGGACUCUCCUCCCAGGAUGAUAUGAGAUUUAACAGGAGACGAUGCAUACAGGUCUGAUUGAUGCCAGUGCUGAGAGCAGGAGGAGAGACUUCAGCAUGCAAACCUUCAUCCGUCCGGCUCGCACCCUCGUUUUCUUUCCAUGCUGCUGGGCUCCAGAUGGCCACUCAGAUGCCCCACUCGCAGCAGCAGUACAGUGACCGUCACCAGCAGAGCACGGACCAGUCGGUCUCCGCGCUGCCGUACAGCGAACAGGCGCAGCAGCCCGUGGCCAACCAGGUGACCCCUGAUGUUGUCAUGUUACAGAGGCGCAUGCCCCAAUCCUUUCGCGACUCGGCCUCCGCUCCCUUGAGGAAGCUCUCCAUUGACCUGAUCAAAACCUACAAACACAUCAAUGAGGUAUACUAUGCAAAAAAGAAACGAAGACACCAACAGGGCCAAGGCGAUGACUCGAGCCACAAGAAAGAGAGGAAGGUGUACAACGAUGGCUACGACGACGACAACUACGACUACAUUGUUAAAAAUGGCGAGAAGUGGAUGGACCGCUAUGAAAUUGAUUCCUUAAUAGGAAAAGGGUCAUUUGGACAGGUUGUAAAAGCGUACGACCGCGUCGAGCAGGAGUGGGUGGCAAUUAAGAUCAUCAAGAACAAGAAGGCUUUUCUAAAUCAAGCCCAGAUUGAAGUGCGUCUCCUCGAGCUCAUGAACAAACAUGACACGGAGAUGAAGUACUACAUAGUUCACUUGAAGCGUCACUUCAUGUUCCGGAACCACCUCUGUCUAGUGUUCGAAAUGCUGUCGUACAACCUGUACGACCUGCUGCGGAAUACCAAUUUCCGAGGCGUGUCGCUGAACCUGACGCGCAAGUUCGCCCAGCAGAUGUGCACGGCGCUGCUGUUCCUGGCCACGCCCGAGCUCAGCAUCAUCCACUGUGACCUGAAGCCCGAGAACAUCCUCCUGUGCAACCCCAAGAGAAGCGCCAUCAAGAUCGUCGACUUCGGGAGCUCCUGCCAGCUGGGGCAAAGGAUAUACCAGUACAUUCAGAGCCGCUUCUACCGCUCCCCUGAAGUGCUGCUGGGAAUGCCUUACGACCUGGCCAUCGACAUGUGGUCCCUGGGCUGCAUUCUGGUGGAGAUGCACACCGGCGAGCCCCUGUUCAGCGGAGCCAAUGAGGUGGAUCAGAUGAAUAAAAUAGUUGAAGUGCUUGGUAUCCCGCCCAGUCACAUACUGGAUCAGGCGCCAAAAGCCAGGAAGUUCUUUGAGAAAAUGUCUGACAGCACGUGGAGUGCAAAGAAGACCAAAGAUGGCAAAAGGUAUAAGCCUCCGGGCUCCCGGAAGCUCCACACCAUCCUGGGGGUGGAGUCAGGCGGCCCUGGGGGGCGACGGGCUGGGGAAUCGGGCCACGCCGUACCCGACUACUUGAAGUUCAAGGACCUCAUCUUAAGAAUGCUGGACUACGACCCCAAGGGCCGCAUCCAGCCGUACUACGCCCUGCAGCACAGCUUCUUCAAGAAGACGGCGGACGAGGGGACCAACACGAGCAGCAGCGUGUCCACCAGCCCCGCGCUGGAGCAGUCUCAGUCCUCGGGAACCACGUCCAGCACGUCCUCCAGCUCAGGGGGUUCGUCCGGGACGAGCACCAGCGGCCGAGCGAGGUCCGACCCGACCCAUCAGCACAGGCACAGCGGCGGGCACUUCAGUGCGGCGGUGCAGGCCAUGGACUGCGAAAACGUGUGUGCACAGGUGAGGCAGCCCUACCCCCCGCCUGUGGGCUGGGCGGGCAGCGACGGGCCUCAGCAGGUGACGGUGGAGACCCACCCCGUCCAGGAGACCACCUUCCACGUGCCUCCUCAGCAGCCCAAGGCCUUGCACCCCCUCGCCGGCAGCAACAGCUCCCACCACCACCAUCACCACCACCACCAUCACCACCACGGACAGGGCCAGCCCGCGCGGCCCCGCCCACGGCUCUACAACUCCCCCACCAACAGCGCCUCCACGCAGGAUUCCAUGGAGGUGGUCCACGGCCACCUGUCCAUGACCUCCCUGUCUUCCUCCGCCUCAUCGUCCUCCACAUCUUCCUCCUCCACCGGGAACCAGGGCAACCAGGCCUACCAGAACCGCCCGGUCGCUGCCAACGCCUUGGACUUUGGCCAAAACGGCAGCAUGAACAUGGGAUUGGGUGCCUUCUCGAAUCCCCGCCAAGAGACUGGCAUAGCUGGACAUCCUACGUACCCUAUUGCCACGAACACGGGGCCUGGUCAUUAUAUAACGGAGGGCCACUUGGGCAUGAGACAGGGGAUCGACCGGGAGGAGUCUCCCAUGGCCGGAGUGUGUGUUCAGCAGAGUUCUGUGGCUAGUUCGUGACUAAACUGAGAAUGGGUUUUUUUUUCUGUGUGUAUUUUUUAAGGUGGUGUUUUUAAAAAAAUAAAAUAAAAGUGCAUAGAGAUCAAAAGCUGCUUAAAUCAGAAGGGAGAUUAUCACUGAACCGCUACCACAGUGCAGAGUCCAGAUUUUAUCUGUCUCCUCCCCACCCUGCCCUUGUCUCCCUUUUUAUUUUCUUUCCUUCAUUUUAAUCGGUCAUAGGCAUGAUAGAACCACAGAUUGGGUAUGUAAAAAACGUACGGACACACCUGCAUCCACAUCCACCAUUUCACUUCUGAAAUUUCAUGAGUCGGUUUGAUGUUGCUGUCUGCUUGUGUGCUUUGAAAGUAACGGGCAUCUGUGGGUGAGAGAGAAAUGUCACAUUGUGUUUGCCAGUGGUCACAGGUAAAGAAUCGUUCUUUAUUUUAUUUUUAACCCGUACAGUUUAACCCGCCAAGACGUAAGCACACGUUGCCAUUCUUCUGUCCCAGUUGUCUUUUGAGUUUCGUAAUGCUUUUUUUUUUUUUUUGCUUUCUUAAACAAGUUGUUCUUUACGUUGUGCAAUUUCGCAAAGGGCCGUGUGCUCGGAAGCUGUAGUGUGACUAAAGGGGGGAGAAGCACUUGCAGUGAAGGUUCCGUCUGAUCUAGGUCUUCCUCCCGCCGAUCCCCACUAGGGGGCGGCGAGGCAGGAGGCAGGUGGCGGGCGCUCGGGGCCGGUCGGGAGUGGGGGUGGCGUAGGGGGGGGGGGCUGCAGGCAGGCGUGCACUGUAGGUUAGACGCAGCGGACGCGGGUCCUCCCCCCGUGGGGGACCAGGGGCCCCCGGGACUGAGGAAAUGCACUGAGGAUCAGCCACCAGGUGCGCUCUGCCCAAACGUAGGGACGUCGGGCAGUGACCGUCUUUUCAGAUUAACCCUUUGGCCUUAUGAUUUCUUGGACUCUGAAUGGGGGGGGGGAUGGGGAAAGAAGCUGGACAUUAUCGUUACAAUGAAAAAAAUAGCUUUCCUGUAUUUUUGAAUUCUAGAAGUCUCUUAAUUCUUAACAAAAAAUAGAAAAAAGUAGAAAAAAAGCUUAUUUGAGAAUGGUAAUUUACGAGGCCUUUCUUUAACUAAAAUUUAUGACUUGGGUGGCCCUUUGAUUACAGGGUCUUGUAAGUUCACAUGCGUGUCCUAAACAUGACUUCCUAAAAAUCCCGAAGGUCACAGGAGUAGUGUUGCGUGACGGAUGGAAUUAGCUACGACUGUGUCCCUUCCUGCUUCUUACCGCUUUUCUUUUUUUGCUUUUUUCCUUCAGCAUGUGGUUCAUCCAACAGAGCUUCUGCACAAAUGUCUUCUGUUCAUCUUGAAAAAUGAAAACAUGCAGAAUUUUACGCGACUGCUUUUUUUUGCCUCAAUUAUGCUGUGAAUUUUACAAGAAUUUAUUUUCCCUUUUGAUAAUUUAUUGUACCAAAGCUGUUUUUUUAUAGCACAUAGAUGUCUGUAACCAAUAAUGUAGCAGUUCUGCACUUUGACAUAAGGUGUAUCAAGACCUUUUUUAAAUGUCAGUUUAAAAAAAAAAAUGGCUGUAUCUAUUGCUUUAGCAAAACUGGAACUGUUGUUGAACUCAGUACAUUAACUUAGCUGUAUCCUGGAGAGAAUUGGUUGUAUUUUUUUUUUUUUUUUUGUUCCUUCCAAAAAAACAAAAAACAAACAAGAAUCUCAUUUGUAGAAAUGUAUUUUUUGUUGUUAAGGACUCGUGGGACAGUAGAUGCAGAUACUGGUUGUUACUCUGCAGGUUCCGGAGUACCAGGAAAUGGUGGCUGAUGUUUCAAGGCAAGACCUUGUAUUCAUGAGUUUCAAGCAAGAGGAAGGUGUGAACAACAGUGCAUUAAAUCUUCAAUUUGAUCUGGGUUUUAUCAGGCUAUUUAAAAAAAUAAAAAAAAAAAAAAAAAAAAAAACGCAAACAAAAACGUGCCUAUUUAAAUGGCUAAUGCUGCCUUAAAGUGCUUAUCGCAGCCAACAUGGCAGUGGCUAAAAUGGUACCCCAUCCCAUGAAACGAAGAAGCGACCCAAAUCUAACAAAAGGCACUGUACGCAAAUUGGAAAAAUGGACGAAAGUAGAGAGUAAUCAAAAGUACUGAAAUAAGAAUCGGUUCAGAUCCACAUCUAUGACUGAGGCCCACGACACAGGGACCUUUCAUCCAAAGGGAAACGAGUAGCGACGAUACAGUGAGUUAGCCCUGCCCGCUGGAGGCCCACGCUUCUGCACCCUGGCAUGACGGCAGAGCACCGCGGAGCUGGCGUCCGAAGGGUUAAAGCACGGGCCAGUCACGAGUCAGAGCGGGAACAGCAUCAGUCUAGAGGUGUCCAUGAAAAGCAGGUUUCAGGUGUUUACUUUUCAGACACACACGCACGCACACACACACACAUACGCACACACACACACCCUCCCCCAUUUUAAUAGCUGAAAUAGAAUUUAUGUACAUAUUUAUAUUUUUUUAAUAAAGGAAGUUUAGAACUCACUACUUUUUUCCUAAUGGUAUUUUGAUUACAUUAAGUCAAUGUGGAGAACAUGCAGUGGAAGUCUCUGUGAUUUUAGUCAAUGGGUAACAGUGCUUCCAGGCCAAAGUAGUUGACAAACUGCAGUACAGUACAGUAGGGUUUAAAUUUCAAAACAGGAAAACAGUAGAUCUUCAUACUUUUUAAGUAUUUUAGACAGGGUAUAGUGUGUGGGUGUUUGUCUACGAACCUGGAUGACAGCAGUGUUUUAAUUCUAUAUACAUAUAAAUAUAUAUAAGCAAUUAUAUAUACGUAUUACAGGAAACCUUUUAUUGUUGCGUUUAAUUGGCACAAGCUUCAACAGUGGGUCCAUUUUAAGUCAGGCUAUUAUGUGUGGGUGCACACAACUCUCUACACAAAUAUAAUCUGUGCAUUGUCAACUUUCAAACAUCGAACAUAAUUCCAAAUGUUUUUAUUUCAUUUUAUUUUCCGCCCCCGCCUUUUUGGGAUGUCUACUCCCCCGUCCCCUGUGUCCCCCAGUCCAGUUUUUUGGUGAUUGACUACACGGUUUGGUUACAGGACGUCUGACGUGCACUGUAAAGAGCAGCAGCGUGGUAAAAGGAUGAGUACCUGUGUCCACAGAUUGUAAGAUCUAGUCGAGACUUGCUGUGUAUAUGAUAAUGUUACAAAAAGAAAAAAAUGGACAAGCCCUUUGUAUUAUAUUCAAGCGGUCUUAUGUAUGAUAUAAAAAAAGUUCAUUAACUUGU